Messenger RNA from Mercurialis annua (annual mercury), 978 nucleotides. Its product is annotated as chaperone protein dnaJ 20, chloroplastic-like. Gene Ontology annotation, cellular component: chloroplast. The transcript has a single exon. NCBI's taxonomy places the organism in Eukaryota, Viridiplantae, Streptophyta, Magnoliopsida, Malpighiales, Euphorbiaceae. Bases 64 to 681 code for a protein of 205 amino acids. The record is from RefSeq and is a predicted model, not a curated record.
UCACCUAAACAAAUCAAUAACUGCCACACUAAAACAAACAGCAAUAACAAAACAGAGAAAAAAAUGAGUACUACUACAGCAACUAUCUCAUCGGGAACCUGCAAUUCUUUCUUGAAACCCAAUUUUUCCACUAAAACAUCCUCACUCCAUCCAUGCUCUCACCUUUCCUUCACUACCCAUCUCCCCAAGUCAAGAUUUCCGCUCAAAACCGCCACCAUUCCGUCGAUCAAGGCCUCCGCCACGGCGGUUUCCGAUAGCAUUUACGUGGAAAACAGCCAGAGCUUUUAUAGCUUGUUAGGAAUUUCGGAAACCGGAACACACGCAGAAAUCAAGAAAGCGUACAAGCAACUGGCGAGGAAGUAUCAUCCCGACGUGUCGCCCCCGGGACGAAAAGAAGAGUAUACAAAGAGGUUUAUUGAGGUUCAGGAGGCUUAUGAGACAUUGUCUGACCCUGAAAGAAGGGCUUUGUAUGAUAGAGAUAUGAGCUGCAUAGGAAAUAGUGGCUUUAACACUGUUUUCUCGGGCGGAAAACGAUACCGAUCGGGCUUGUACCGUGAAGAUGGAUUGGAGUGGGAACGAAGAUGGCAAUCUCAGCUUGAGGAGCUAAUAAGGAAAAGUAAUAGUAAUAUUGAUAUGGGGAAUAUGAGCUGGGGAGCUAAAAUGAGAAGCCAAAGAAGUUGAGUAACUAAUUAGCCAGGAGUUUUUUCGACAAUAGUAAAACUAGGUAGUUAAUUAUGGCGCAAAUGCCGGUGCUCUUGUAGCACAGUGGUAAUAGUCACAGACAUUUUGAUAAGAGGUCUCAUGUUCGAGUCUUACUUCCCUUCUCUAAUUAUCAAAAAAAUUAUGGCCCUAACGGCUGAAUCAAUUGAUGUCUAUUUUAUAUAGAAUUGAUCCUAUUGGAAAUUCUGUAGUGGAGAAAAUUUUGUAUAUAGGUAAUGGAUUAAUGUACAAAUUACGGAAAUUUUCUCUUUAUUCCAA